This is a messenger RNA of Lachancea dasiensis, 417 nucleotides long. NCBI's taxonomy places the organism in Eukaryota, Fungi, Ascomycota, Saccharomycetes, Saccharomycetales, Saccharomycetaceae. The record is from the annotation of a GenBank genome assembly.
AUGGAUAAGCUUGGGAAGGGCUCCAGUGGUCAGGAAACCAGACAAUCCCGCAAUUUGCUGAGUUUUCCCUCCUCAUCAACGCUCUCGCGGCGUGGAAAAGCUCAGCUUGUCGCAAAUUCAAAGAGGGCCAAGGUAAAGCCUUUUUGGAAAACAUGGACUCGAAAGAAAGGAUCCAAAGUGGAGCUCUCUAGCCAUACUGAUAAAUUACGAGCAAUUUACGGCACAGAACUAUCUCUGGUCACUGCCCUAGUGGUCUGUUUUGUCAUGGCCAUUUUGUUGAUGAUCGUAAAAGAGGUGGGGCAAACAGCAAGAUAUUGCAUCAAAUGGGAUUUUUGGACAAUUCUCGUUACGGGAAAGAGAAACUCGGUUGUGAGCAUAGUGCAAAGUGCAUGCUACAAAAUUUGGGAGGCCUCGUAG